AUGGUGACGACACAAAUUGAAGUGACAAGUGCCGUUGGGGCGAUUGCGAUCAAUGGGUACGCUAUGGCGACUUCGACGACUUUAUCGGGGGCGGAAAGCUCAAGAAAUUCGUCCGUUGGGUUAUCGUCUGAAGCAAAGAGUGCCAUUGGGGCUGGCAUUGGUGUGGGAACAGUUGCAGUGAUUGCGAUUGCUGCUGCGACAUGCUUCUUCAUUCGAGGACGGAAGGCAAAAGCGAAGACGAAGCAAUCUGCAGAGCUUGACACAUCGGAGGGCCCCUCAGAAUUGUAUUCACGUAAUAUGGCUACUGAGUUGGGGGAUAAGUUGACAGCGCCUGAGUUGGACGGGAGAGAAAAUGCGAAGUCACCGGCUGAGUUGCCAGAUAAUAGGGCGCCGGUUGAGAUGGAAUGA
Molecule: messenger RNA, 408 nt
Organism: Penicillium lagena
Lineage: Eukaryota; Fungi; Ascomycota; Eurotiomycetes; Eurotiales; Aspergillaceae
Exons: 1
Coding region: 1-408 (135 amino acids)
Source: RefSeq, a predicted model, not a curated record